Coregonus sp. 'balchen' is the source of this 8588-nucleotide messenger RNA. Lineage: Eukaryota; Metazoa; Chordata; Actinopteri; Salmoniformes; Salmonidae. The record is from the annotation of a GenBank genome assembly.
CACGAAGCCCAUCCUCUCGGCGUACGGAGUUCGGAGUUACCUUCUAGGCGAAAUGGCCUGAACUAGGGUGUGGUUGUGGAUCGGAAUAUUUGCACGAGUCUUUAAGGAUAUUACUUAUGGUAUAUCAUCUGUAUCAUGCAUGCAUAGGAUAACAACGGAAUAAGCUGUAUUGUAAGCUAUGCAGAAAGCGUUCAAUUUCAGACUGAGAGACACAACUGCCACCGCCGAACCUGCGUAGUCAUAGUUGAAAGAAUAGGAACACUGACCGGUGACUUUUGCAGGUAAGAUUGAUGAGAAGAACAUGGGCGUCCAAGCUCAUAUUUCCAAGUUAAAGAGAAACUGCGCUAAUUCACAUUUUUGACGAUUUUUGAAAUGUUAUCUAAAAAUCUAAAAAUCUACAAUCUAGAUUUUUAUGAUCUACAAUAUUAUGAUUUAAGUGCGCUGUUUACCACUGCGUAAAGUAAACGUUGUACUUUUAUGUCUUCAAUUUGAUGUGAACUGUUCAAUAUUUGUCAGUGAAACAUACGUUUCGUUCAUACUUCCGCAUUGGACGGUGAAAUGUAUUUUUGUACGGGUUUCACCGGUUCUUCUGAUCUUGACACACCCCACUCACGAGCAACAUGAGUUCUUAGGUUGUAACAAUGUUACUAUAUUUGUUACACACCGUGUGCAACUUGUUGAUAGCCUAAUCUUUAUUGUAGCCAAUUCUAGCCAUGCUAAACAUAUUUACUGUAUAGCAUAGUGUUUCAAUAUGCUUUGUGUUGUAGGCACGUCAGACAAAGAUAUAUAGUUAAGCAAACUUUACUAUGCAUAUUGUUAACCAGCACAUCAAAUACAUGAAGUCAGUAAGUAACAAGUGGUUUCUGUUUCCUGUGUAACAUCAAUAUGAGUAACAUCAAUAUUGCUACACAUAGACUGUAUGUUUUCGAUAAUCAAUGAAGCCUACUGUUAAGGUUACAGGAAACAUGAAUCUAACUUCCUGUCUUCCAGAGAUGGCCGCAGACGACAAAGUGUUCAUCCUGUCGGAUGAUGAAGAAGAUCAGAAGAGGAAGUACGUCCAGGACGAACCCUUCAACACUCUUUCCCUGGAGCUUCAGAACGACCGAGAGCCAGGCUCCACUUCAGUGUCUGCUGCAGCAUCAGCCACCCAGUCUGCUCCAGAGACACCCAUGGCCUCACCACUGAAAGACCUAGGCUGCUGUGAGAGGAUGUGCCUUAGAGUCAACUCCCAGCUCCUCACCUCCAAGAUCUUCUACUUCUUCUUCUAUGCAGCCUACGGUUCCCUGCACCCACUCCUAGCCGUCUACUACAAGCAGCUAGGGAUGUCGCCAAGCCGUAGUGGACUGUUGGUUGGGAUCCGGUACUUUAUAGAGUUCUGCAGUGCGCCAUUCUGGGGAGUGGUGGCCGAUCGUUUUAAGAAAGGGAAGCCAUUGUUGCUUUUCUCUGUGCUGUGUUGGUUGGUGUUCAACUGUGGCAUCGGCUUUGUCAAACCAGCUGCCAUGAUCUGUAAGGAGAAGGUGGGCGUCACCACUGUGGCCCCACCAAUACUGCCCUUGACGACUAUGACACCAAUUAACGGCUCGCUACCGGACGUUUCCACCAAUCUCACGAGGAGAAGUCGUCGGGAUUUAUUUCGAGGUUACUUUCCUAGCUUCCCUUUUGUUUUGAAUGGCCUUGAUUCUGGCUAUAGCGUACGCCGCAGGUAUAGGAGAGGUGCUGAUGGCAAUAGCACCCAAUCCACAGUGGUGCCUUACAAGCAGAAUAAAACAACAACCACUCGCACCCCCACCCGUGCCCAACCCAGUGUGGUGCCUAAUGAGCAAGCCAAUACCACUCAGCUUUUACCGAAUACCACAACUAUGCCACUGACCACUAAAAACCCCACCCAUGUCCCUACCCAUACCCCCACGACCAAUUCCACAUUGGUGCCUCACGAGCAGGGCAAUACCACUCAAGCUACACCAAAUACUACAACAACAACUAUGGCAACCACUACCACCACCCCUGCCCCCACCCAACCCAAAGAGUACAUCAUUGAGUACAACGAGGAUCAGGUCGAGAGCAUCUUUCUCCUGAUCCUCUUGGUCAUCAUCGUGGGGGAGUUCUUCAGCGCGCCGGCGGUCACCAUUGUGGACACGGUGACGUUACAGUACCUGGGGAAGCACCGGGACCGCUAUGGCCUGCAGAGAAUGUGGGGGUCCCUUGGCUGGGGCGUGACCAUGCUGCUAGUGGGUAUCUGGAUAGACCACACCCACCUGACGCUGCUCAUCGAUGGCGUAGUCGGCUGCAUCCUGCCCGAGUAUAAGAACUAUCAGGUAAUGUAUGACAUUGAAAAUGUGACAAAUAAUAAGCAAUGGCUCGCUAAGGGCGACAUAGUUGAUACGUAAAUAGAAAUAUAGUUCAUUAAUUUGUUCAUUUAUUCACUCACUCAUUCAUACAUUCACUCAUUCUCUCUUUCAUUCAUUCCUUCCCCAGGUGGCCUUCAUAGUGUUUGGAGUGAUGAUGGGUCUGGCUCUGGUGGUAGCAACACAAUUCUACUUUGACCGGUAAUAGGGGCAGAAACAAUUUAAAUUAUGUUUGAAACCCCACCUUUUUAGCUUUAUCUUAAAUCAAUGAUUUUGUUAUUUUACACUUCCUUUUUGUUUUGUUCUUUUAUUCAUCUAUUUUAUAGAAUUCCUGUUUGUUUUUAUUAUCUUUCAUUUAAUUAUUUUAAUGUAAAGUGUGUGGUGAUUUUAAAUGAUCUUUAAAUGAAGUUGGAUUUGAUUUGACAGUGGGGACUACAGACAGGAUGUGCCUCAGAGGCCCCAAGAGGUAGAGAUACCGCAGGUAAAUCAACUGGAAAAUUAAAACUCAUACUAACUGGAAAUAGUAUUUCUAAUUUCUUUAGUAAAUACUGCUUUAAAUUUUUAAAAACUGAUCAUUCUUUAUUUGUUUUACACCUUUUUCACACAGGUAGACGGGAACGUGGCAUCUCCAGAGGGGAGCGAGAGCUCCACCUCAGACCAGACCCCCAUCACCCCAGAGUCCACCACCACCGAACAGCCUUUCUACUACAGUGACCUCCUCAGGCUGCUGUGUAGUGUCCAGUACAGCACGGUGCUGUUCGUGGCCUGGUUCAUGGGCUUCGGUUACGGCUUUGUGUUCACCUUCCUGUAUUGGCAUCUAGAGGACCUGAAGGGGACCACCACGCUGUUUGGUGUGUGUUCGGUUCUGAGUCAUGUGUCGGAGCUGGCUGCUUACUUCACCAGUCAUAAGUUUAUCGAACUGGUGGGACACAUCAGGUAAGGAUGGGGUUCUUGGUGGUGUUCUUGUUUUUGGGAGGGUGGUGGUGGAAGGGAUAUUGCAUUAUCCAUCAAUCUUCUAAAAAAAUAUUUUACCAAAAACAGCAGCUACAACAACAACCGAAGCACACAGUAUUUUCUGAAACUGAGGAUGUCCACAUUUGCUAUCCCGUUUCACCACAACUAGACCUGCCGCAUGUAAACAAUCGUGUUCAUUUAGAGUGCCUCUUGAACGUCACACAGACCUUGAGCGUAUACUAUAGUCAGACAAACAGACAGACCUAGCACAGAGCAGGGACAUUUGAGAGUGUGGUGUUAUGUUUAAGGAGAGAGGCCCAUCCCUCUGGCAGCUCUGUGUGACCUAUGUCAUUUUGACGCACAAUUUUCAAACAUUCUUCUCUAACAUCUUGGGUGGUUAUAACCCCGCAAGUAAUACAUUUACCUAUUAGUGCAAAGGUCUCAGGAAGAAUUUCUGCCAGUGCUUUUUGCCUCACCAGUUCAAUGGGCACUGUACGCAAAGAGUCAUACUAACUAUGCCUAGUAGGGCAUCUCUUUAGACCUUGGAUGAGUGUUCUGCGAUGGAAUCCUAAUUAACGCAACAAAAGACGCUCUAAGCCUGAAAAGCCUAUACAUUCUAUACAUCACCCUAUUUUAUCUGUUUGCCUCUUCUUAAUAACCUUUGCUCAGAGUACCUAACCUCUGAAAAUCUCAUCACUAAUUUAUUUCUUUCCUCCCUGUUUUCCUAACUUAGGGUCUUGUACAUUGGCUUGGCAUGUAACACAGCACGCUACCUGUACAUUUCUUACUUGGAGAAUGCAUGGAUAGUUCUGCCUAUGGAGGUCUUACAAGGUAAGAAAGAGCAGGUCAGACAGUGACAUUACUUCCUGUUGACAUCUGACUGAGGAAAGGUUCAAGUUUGAGUCUGUAGUUAAGGGUUGUGAUAUUGAGCCUCAGUAAAGUACAUCUUAGGACAGGAAUAUCUGUUAUUUCAAGCAAUCGCUACCUUAUAAAACACCUUUUCCCAUGCCAACUAAACAAGAAUGGGAUAAGAUAUCAUUUUAUAGGAAUGUUAAUAUUGAUUUAAAGUGAAAAGGCCAUUAAAGUAUCACAUCAAAAACAAUCAUAUUAAAAGACAGUAUCACCAAAAGGAAAUUGAAUAAGGAUAUCCUGGUAAUGUCAUAUGACUUGUUAUCCCUGUUUGUCUUUCUGUGGUUACAGAUGAGAUAUUAUUUAAGAGCAGGUUGGAUGGGUCUUGUCAAACACUGAUUACAUUGAGACACGAUCACAUGUAUUUUUUUCUUUUUUUGUGGGAACACUUGGGAACAGACUUCCUAAAUUAAACACAUUUUUAUUAAACACAUUUUUAGUUGAAUUCCUGGUGAUUUUACAGUCUUUUUUUAAAACCAAAAACAAUGCAUAGUGCCAACUGUAGAGUUUGGUGGAGGAGGAAUAAUGGUCUUGGGCUGUUUUUCAUGGUUCGGGCUAGGCCCCUUAGUUCCAGUGAAGGGAAAUCUUAACGCUACAACAUACAAUGACAUUCUAGACGAUUCUGUGCUUCCAACUUUGUGGCAACAGUUUGGGUAAGGCCCUUUCCUGUUUCAGCAUGACGAUGCCGCCGUGCACAAAGCGAGGUCCAUACAGAAAUGGUUUGUCAAGAUCGGUGUGGAAGAAUUAGACUGGCCUGCACAGAGCCCUGACCUCAACCCCAUCGAACACCUUUGGUAUGAAUUGGAACGCCGACUGCGAGCCAGGUCUACUCGUCCAACAUCAGUGCCCGACCUCAGUAAUGCUCUUGUGGCUGAAUGGAAGCAAGUCCCCACAGUAAUGUUCCAACAUCUAUUGGAAAGCCAUUACAGAAGAGUGGAGGCUGUUAUGGCAGCAAAGGGGGGACCAACUCCAUAUUAAUGCCCAUGAUUUUGGAAUGAGAUGUUCGACAAGCAGGUGUCCACAUACUUUUGGACAUGUAGUGUAUAUAAUGAUUAUCUUUAUUUUGUUUACUAAAAACGCUUCAUGACAAUUUUUCUAGUAAUAACUGAUAAUACGCUCAAUAAAUAAGUAAGAAUAAGCUUGUUAUUACUGGUCAUAAGUGAUAAGCACUGUUUGCUUUGGUGCUAUAGAUUCUUGCUGAGCUCUGUGUCUUAGGAGGGUUUUGCAGCCCACAAAGCAGAGUAAGAUGACCAUCACAUGACUUCAGCAUAAGGAUUUGUAUAUCUAUCUGACGUUUGAGUCUGUGGUCACGGAAUGAGAAGUCUGACUGCCUGAAUGAUGAUGAAUGGAAGUCUAAGUGUCAACACCUCCUUAUCCAUAGGACUCAAAUAAAAGAGGCGAGGUUUCCUGUUAGAUUGUUUUUCAAAUUUGUGCUAAUAUUACAAGACAGAUUGCUUUUUCUUCUGUAUGACAUUAGUAUCGAAAAUAAUGUAUAACAUUUUUAAAAAUUUGUCAUUUUGCAGACACUCCAGAGACAUUAUCCAGAGCAACUUACAGGAUCAAUUAGGGUUGAGUGCCUUGCUCAAGGGCACAGAUCUUUCACCUAGUCGACUCUGGGCUACAAACCAGCAACCUUUCGGUUACUGGCCCAAUGCCCUUAACUGCUAGAAGCUACACCACAAUGCCCUACUUUGAAGAAUAGUAUUUAUCCUUAUAAGCUGUGUAAUGUUUAACACCUCCAUCAAUGUUUGUCCUCUGGCAUCAUUUACAUUUUAGUCAUUUAGCAGACACUCUUAUCCAGAGUGACUUAGUCGUGAGUGCAUACAUUUUUGGACUUUUUUGUACUGGUCCCCCGUGGAAAUCGAAUCUACAACCCUGGCUUUGCAAGCGCCAUGCUCUACCAACUGAGCAGCACACAGUAUUUAAAUGUUCUAACAUUUGUUUUGUCUGUCUGUCUCUUUGUAAUGUAGGUGUGACCCAUGCGUCGGUUUGGGCUGCCUGUAUCUCCUACCUGAGUGCCGCGGUGCCCCCAGCUCUGAGGACCUCUGCCCAGGGUAUCCUCCAGGGUCUACACUUGGGACUGGGACGGGGCUGUGGGGCCAUGGUGGGGGGCGUCUUCGUCAACUACUUUGGUACGGAUGCAACAACAACAGCCCCUUUUGACAGUCCCAUUUGAGUAGUGAAAUUUAGCAACUCCUGCCAUAUAGCCAUGUUUUUAUAUGUUAACAUGAUUUUGAGAACCAAUGAGUUAUACUGUUUAUUACAUAUUUAUAAACUACAUACUGUAUCCACUAAUAAUGAACUGUUUAAAAAUUAUGUAUAAACCAUUCAUAACCCCAUUAAAUGACACCUUAAUAUAAAGUGCUACUAUUUGGUUUGUUCUGUAUCUGUAACGUGCAUCUUUCUUUUUCCAGGAGCUGCAGAGACCUUCAGAGGGAUUGGAAUGGCUUCCCUGGUUAUACUCCUCAUCUUCUCCUUCAUUCAAUGUCUGACCGGACAGAAUGAGGAAAAGGGUGAGGGAGGGGAGAGCACCUCAAUCCAUAUUUAUUUAAUAAACCCUGCAUCAGUGCACUGUUUUAGGAAUUUGUUCUGUAUAGAACCAAAAAGGGUUUAAUGGAUUGCUCCAUAUGAUGCACAAAAAAUUGUCUUUAUAGAGCUGCAAAGCACCCUUAUACUUAGCAGUGUACCAUACAAUAAUAACCUAAAUUGUAUUCCCCUCACUAGAGGACAGGAUGCUAGCAGAGAACAUUCCGGUUCCUUCCAGUCCGGUUCCCAUCGCUACCAUAGACUUGAUGCAGAACCAGAGCCAGGUCAGAACUCUCUGAAUUGUUGUGCUCAUAUGCUGCUUCUUUCAGCAAACCAGUUUCCCAUUGUGGGACAAUGAAGUGUACUAUUAAUACUACUACUACCAGGUGGGUGUGACGGUGCCCCGCCCGGACCCUAGACCCCCGGCUAAGAAGACCAAGCACCAGGAGGAGCAGGAGGAUGUUAACAGACCGGCCUGGGUGCUGAGUGGAUCCCCCUGGGUCACCAUAGCCUUCGCUGUCUGCCAGAUCAGAGAGAUGUACUGCAUGACCAAGAAUAGUCUACCCUCUGAGACACAGCCACUGCAGGUAGGAUGAUGAAUGAUAGUCCUCUUAUAAAGAUGUGUAAAAUCUCAAUGAGAACUCUUGUCCUCAGAUGUGCGAAUCGAAAGUUUAUGAAUUUCAAGCCAAUUCAUGUUUAAAAAAUGUAUAACCUUUAAAAUAUUUUAUUUCAAUGGGAUUUAUGUUUAUGUCAUAUGAUUAACAGUGACAAUAUGUGAACGAUUUUUCCCACGCCUUCCUGUGAACUAAAGAAAGGUGAGGCCGUGUUUGUUCUUUGUGUGCACUGUAGAGGUGAAUUCGACAGUGGUGAAUGUGGUCAAAUGUCCUAUGUGCCUGUGUUUGGUCUCCUAGUUUAGUGCAUGGUUUGGUUAUAUCUUUAGUGUAUCCAAAACAUUUUGUCAUGAUGGAUUAGCCAAUUAUGUUAUAUUAUCUUGUCUGUUGCCAGGAGCAAAAUGAUCAGAACUCUUCUGAAUACCAGGCAGUGGAGACUGAACACAGCACAGAGCAACAGGAGUUCCCACACCACCAUAACGGUUCCCCCAGCAGCGUACCUAGCAAGGCCCACCCCGCAGAGCACCCAGAAUCCCAGCCCUCUUCCCUACCAGACCAGGGGAACUCUGUGGAGCACCCUGCCUUUUUACCUGUUAACUUUGAGGCUUCACAUCAACUGUCUAGUACAAACCCUUUCCGGCAGUAGAUUAAAGGCUUGAGUUGUUGAGUUUAGAAACGGAGCAGGUACUUAGUAGCGAAAGGGUAAGGGGCAGUGAGUACUACUCAACAUCGAUGACUGUGCUGUAAAAAGUACCAAAUGAUAAGCUUUCUGUGUGUGUGUCAUCUGACAUUGUGUAAAUAGAAUUUGAUCUAGAAAGGGUCAAAAGGGAUUGUUGCCUUCUAGAAUGUAAUGUAUUUAUUUCAUCUGUCUUCCUGCACGAGCUUCUGACAAUCAUGUUAUUAUUUUGACUCUUGGGAUGAAAUGAUAUGUAUAUACAAUAAAAAUUUAUUUGUAGAGAAAUCAUUAACUUUCACUGCUUUUCUGGUGUUUCAAUUAUAUUAUAGCUGUCUAUUCUUGCAUGUUUUUAAAAUUCCAAGAGUAGACACUUGGUGGCAGUAGUGUACCCUAUUCAAGGACUAACCCUAAGCGUGUGUGUUGUGUGGAGGUUGAGGUCAGGGUGUGUUUGCUUUUGCUGCUGAUGGGAGUGUAUGGGAGGACAGUAAUAGUGUUUUCCUCAGAAACUACACCAUAAUGCCAUCUGCAACUUACUUUGUCUCGGCAGAGAAUAAGCUAAUAUCGGUG